Molecule: messenger RNA, 789 nt
Organism: Mesorhabditis spiculigera
Lineage: Eukaryota; Metazoa; Nematoda; Chromadorea; Rhabditida; Rhabditidae
Source: the annotation of a GenBank genome assembly
AUGCGUACGCUCGCCUUCUUGUUGCUGCUCACCAACUUGGUGCUCCGGGCGCGAUGUGAGAUUUUGGUCCCGAUUCUGGGAAAGGACGAGGCCGUGGCUCCGGCAGAAGAACUUGGAACAGUCGAGGAGCCAAAUGAGGGUUCCGUCAAAGAUGAGCACGUCAGGGCGGCGGCGGUCGUGGCGGCGGUUAUGGCGGCCGAGGCGUUUUUAAUCGCGGUGGCGGCGGAUAUCGGGGCGGUGUGCACCCCGGCGGCCAUCACCACGUUGGCGUGGGUUUUGGCCAACUUGACUAUACGAUGCUCUUACCUAGCAGCCAGACUCUCGCGCAACGCCCCAACAAUUCUAGGUUACCACGUCCAUCGCCCGGUGUUUUUCGGCGGCUACUACGGUGGCUUCUACCACCGUCCGAUGUUUGGCUACUACUGGCCCGGCGGCUUCAUCUUUGCCCACCACUACGGGUACCCGGUCGGCGGAGGCGAAAUGGCCGUCUCGAUCAUCCUGAUGAUCGUGUUGGUGAUCAUCCUGAUCGCCUGCGUCAGCGGCUGCAUUUGGGCGUGCUGCCGUUGCUGCCAUGGUGACCAGCCCCAGCCGUACGUCGAGCCCUACUGUGCGCCUGUCGUCGUCGAUCCGUGCAUGCCGGUGAUGGUUGACCCGUGUAUGCCCGCCUACGUCGAGCCGUGUCCGCCCCCAGUCAUCAUCGAGCCAUGCCCGCCCCCGUAUAUGGCGCCUUGCCCGCCGCCAUACGUGCCCUAUCCGCCGCCACCACCCGGUGCCCCCGUCUACUAUUGC